Acanthoscelides obtectus is the source of this 939-nucleotide messenger RNA. The record is from the annotation of a GenBank genome assembly. NCBI's taxonomy places the organism in Eukaryota, Metazoa, Arthropoda, Insecta, Coleoptera, Chrysomelidae.
AUGUCAAAAGUGGAUGACCUUGUGCCUCCGGUAUAUUCUCUAACAGUUCUCGGCGCAACAGACAACAGGAGCAAUGAGAUGCAAAAGAGCUGGGGACUUCAAGAGUCCCAUUGGAAGACCCCGCUUGUGAAUGAUACUAACUGUGUCCGAACUUUGGUUUCAGCUGACAUGAUUGUGAACCUAGUCAUCCAGAGAGCUGAGAUAUGCUCCUUGAAGUACUUUCCGAACAACCUAGUAGAAAUGGCCGUAUCUAUGAAGAGACUUACACUGGACAUAAUGUCCGCUUCGACGUCACAAAGAAAUGAUGGUGGUUUGCGGGCGUCUUACAAUAUCUCGCUACUUAUAGCAAAAUCCGGAAAACCGCAUACUAUCGGAGAGAAGUUAAUUUUGCCAGCCGUUGAAGAGGUUUUAAAAACUGUUUUACACAAACCUGCAUCUGAUAUCCUUAAAAGAAUUCCCUUAAGCAACAAUACUGUUGAAAGACGUAUUGAUGAAAUGAGUUCUGAUAUUGAAAGCUUCUUAUGUAAUUAUUUGCAAACGACCCAUUUCUCUAUACAACUGGACGAGUCAACUUUACCUGAUAAUGCAGCAUUAUUAUUGGCAUAUGUUCGUUUUAUUAUGAAUCAAGAAAUCUACGAAGAACUGCUCUUCGUAAGAACUUUGAUAACCGACACUAAAGGUGAAUCAAUAUUUCAUGUUUUGAAGGAUUACUUCAUUGAAAAAGCAAUUCCUUUAUCAAAUAUAAUAUCAGUAGCUACAGAUGGAGCACCUGCCAUGGUGCAGUCUCUACAGAAACAUACAGACGGAGGAUCCUGUUCGCACGAGUCAGCUAACUCGCAUAAGACAUUCUACAUAGAUUUAUUAGCCAAAUCGCUAGGAAAUGUACCUGUUGAGACUGCUUCAACUAUUCUGUACAACUACGAAGAUGAUAAAUUGUGA